AUGAGACAUAUUAAAUCGGUCGUUGUUGGAGAUGGAGGAGUAGGUAAGACAUGUUUACUUAUCUCCUACACUAAUAAUACGUUUCCUAAUGCUUACAUUCCUACCGUAUUCGAUAACUAUUUGGCGAGUGUAAUGAUUGAUGGUGAGCAUAUCAAACUUGGAUUAUGGGAUACAGCAGGUCAAAGUGAAUAUGAUAGAUUAAGACCUUUAAGUUAUCCUCAAACAGAAAUCUUUUUAUGUUGUUUUUCAGUUGUAAGUCCUGAUUCAUAUCAAAAUGUUAAGUUGAAGUGGAUACCUGAAAUCUUGCACCAUAGUCCAAAAGACAUAUUAAUAAUAUUGGUGGGGACAAAAGUUGAUUUAAGAGAUGAUCCUCAUGUAUUGGAUGCAUUGGCAGAAAAGAGUCAAAAACCAAUUACUUAUGAUCAAGGAGUGAAAUUUGCAAAGGAAUUAGGCUGUGUUAAAUAUAUGGAAUCAUCAGCUGCUACUCAAUAUGGUGUAAAAGAAAUCUUUGAUUUUGCUAUUAGAGCAGUUUUAGAUUUUCCUUUCACUAAAAAUGAAUUUGUUACCGAUACCUCGACUCCAUCCACAGCACCUAAUAAUCAAUCUAAAGGGAAAUCAACAUCAAAUGGUGCAACUCCUCAAAGACGGAAAGUUAGAAAGGCAAAGAAGUGUACAAUUUUAUAA
Lizanozyma spartinae is the source of this 684-nucleotide messenger RNA. RefSeq names its product Rho family GTPase (gene RAC1). The coding region runs from base 1 to 684 and encodes 227 amino acids. The record is from RefSeq and is a predicted model, not a curated record. Gene Ontology annotation, biological process: small GTPase-mediated signal transduction; actin filament organization; establishment or maintenance of cell polarity. The transcript has a single exon. Lineage: Eukaryota; Fungi; Ascomycota; Pichiomycetes; Serinales; Debaryomycetaceae. Gene Ontology annotation, cellular component: cell projection; plasma membrane; cell cortex. Gene Ontology annotation, molecular function: GTPase activity; GTP binding; protein kinase binding.